AUGGGGCAUAUUCCGGAAGGAAAGUGUACGGCAUUGGCGAGUUUAAAGUGGAUGAAGGCGAUGUUGUCUUUUCCCCGUCGGAGAUGUAACCUGGACUCACCAUACUUGACCAGGCAAGAAAGAUCCUUCUUGUCGGCAAGUGCGCCAACGAGAAAACAAACUUCCACAACAGACGGAGGAGUACAAGAUCUCUUGACUGUGUCGUACAGCACUAUCGCGGCUGCGACGACUUCGGGUGUUGCGGUUCGCUUCCCUGCGUUGGGAGCUGGAAUUGACGGGAGGUCUUAA
Molecule: messenger RNA, 288 nt
Organism: Plasmopara halstedii
Lineage: Eukaryota; Oomycota; Peronosporomycetes; Peronosporales; Peronosporaceae
Exons: 2
Coding region: 1-288 (95 amino acids)
Source: RefSeq, a predicted model, not a curated record